Molecule: messenger RNA, 450 nt
Organism: Rhinocladiella mackenziei CBS 650.93
Lineage: Eukaryota; Fungi; Ascomycota; Eurotiomycetes; Chaetothyriales; Herpotrichiellaceae
Exons: 5
Coding region: 1-450 (149 amino acids)
Cellular component (GO): cytosol; mitochondrion
Molecular function (GO): deaminase activity
Source: RefSeq, a predicted model, not a curated record
AUGACACCCAAACAGCAGAUCACCUCCGAAAAGGGGCUCAAAUCUCCUUUGUUCUCUCAGGCAAUCGUACACAACGGCACUGUCUAUGUGAGCGGCAAUAUUGGCAUUGUUCCCUCUACCAUGCAGAUAGUUGAGGGGACCGUGGCAGAUAGAACGAAACAAGCAUUGGAAAACAUCAAAGUUGUAUUGGAAGAAGCCGGCAGCAGUCUUCAAAAUAUCGUCAAAAUGAACAUUUACCUGACGAACAUGGAAGACUACGCCGCCAUGAACGAGGCCUUCCUCAAGACUAUUCCAGAUCCGAAGCCAGCAAGAACCUGCGUUUGUGUCAAGGAAUUGCCAUUCAAGACUGAUAACAGGUUGAAAUUGAAUGCAUCGCACAUCUGUGAGGGCACGUCCAGAAUAGAAGCCAACAUUUCGGACAAGGCAACCGCUAAUUGUGACCAGGGGUGA